ACACUCGUUCAUUUACCCGCAACUGACAGCAAUUUGGCAAUUGGUGUCAUCAUUCCAUCAUCCAAAUUUUCGUGCAUCAAAAUUAUUCGUAUUUUCAACCAAAAACAAACAAAUUUCAAGAAUUAACAUGCAAUCCCCAAUCAACAUCACCGAAGAGCUGAUAUCACAACAUUUUACACCGUUCUAUUUUUGCGGUUACAACCAAAUGUACAACGCGGCUAUAACUUACACAGAACACGGAAUAAAUAUUAAUUUUCUGGAUUCGGAAUUGCCCAAAGUUUCGGGGGCCGGACUGUGUAAAGAGUAUGUUUUAACUGCUUUAAACUUUCACUGGGACUCGGAACAUUUAAUCGACAAUCAAAGGUACCCUCUCGAAGGCCAGUUGAUUCAUUACGCCAAGAAAUAUGAAAAUUUCAAGAAUGCAUUGAAUUAUAAAGACGGUGUUGCUAUUUUCAGCACAUUUUUCACUAUAACGGAGAAUUCAAACGAUGCGUUUGAAAAUUUAAUCGAAACGAUUCCUGUGAUACGAAUGAAAAUUGACCAUCCGGUCGAAUUACUGCAACCAGUUAUACCGCGACAAUUCUUAAGCGACAAAAUUGGCAAGUUUUAUCGGUAUAACGGGUCUCUAACAACGCCCUGUUUCGACGAAACUGUGAUUUGGACGAUUUUUUCAACACCUAAUCAUUUAUCGCAGUCACAAUUGGAAAGGUUGCAAAAAAAUUGGGAGCAUUUAAAUAAGCCUCGAACAUGUAAUUACAGGGAACUACAGGACGAUAAUGACCGGAGGAUAUAUUUCAGUGUGAUUUGAGGGAAAACUACGGAAAGUGACAGGUGAAUACAGUUACAUACAAUUAAAACAUUUAAAAUAAAUUCAAGUCUUACAGCUUUACGACACGUUCUCAAGUAUAAAAAUACAAAAUAUAACGAAUACUUAUUUAAGAAUACUCAGUUUAAUACUACGUUUUAAGUCUAAAAACAUACACAUUGAUACGAAUUGAUAAAUUGUGGAAUGUUGACACAUACUGCAAAUACAGGGUGUUUUCAAAUGUUUCUCAACACCCCAAAAUUAUCAAGUAUUUUAUCUUAAAUACUGUAGAUUUGUAAAAUAAUACUCAGCGGAUUAUUUACAACAAAGAUCACAAUAAAAUAAUUAAAAAUUAAA
Tribolium castaneum (red flour beetle) is the source of this 1162-nucleotide messenger RNA. RefSeq names its product carbonic anhydrase 14. The record is from RefSeq and is a predicted model, not a curated record. Gene Ontology annotation, cellular component: plasma membrane. Gene Ontology annotation, molecular function: carbonate dehydratase activity; zinc ion binding. The coding region runs from base 128 to 808 and encodes 226 amino acids. Gene Ontology annotation, biological process: one-carbon metabolic process. NCBI's taxonomy places the organism in Eukaryota, Metazoa, Arthropoda, Insecta, Coleoptera, Tenebrionidae. The transcript has 7 exons.